AUGCAGGAGUGGUUUGACAUUAUCAAUGAUACAGGUGUCCACCUUUGGUUAAAUGGACACACGCACGGAGAAAAUCAUGACUAUUCGUCGUCUCUUGGUGUCCAUUUCGUUGAUAACGGCGCCGGUGGUGGUAUCAUUAAGGAGUCCGCUAGUGGCAUCCCGACGUAUGCGGAAGGUUAUGUGGAGAAUCUUUGGGUGUACGACGGUACGGAGUAUGGUUUCUUUUCUCUUACUGCGUCGAAGAAGCUGCAGUAUCACACGGCAGAUGACAAGUGGUCGUAUGCGGAGAGUUUUAACUCGACCAGUGUGGGUGGUGUGGCUACAAAACAUUGCUGGUACGUCCCGAACGACGGAGGUGAAGGUCAAGAGUGCACGUCGUCGUCGAGCUCUUCUUAG
Molecule: messenger RNA, 396 nt
Organism: Phytophthora infestans T30-4
Lineage: Eukaryota; Oomycota; Peronosporomycetes; Peronosporales; Peronosporaceae
Exons: 1
Coding region: 1-396 (131 amino acids)
Source: RefSeq, a predicted model, not a curated record